AUGGUUGGUCUUGGUGUAGUGCUGGAAGAAGUUGAAUCGACGAAAAACAACACUAUCAACAACAACAACAACAACAAUAACACUCUUCAAGUUAUUAACAAAACUACCAUGAUGCUUAGCACAACCAAAACCAACGACAAAACCUUAAAUCCUUUUAAGGUUUCAUCUUUUCUUCACCAAUGCUUCCUAUGUAACAAGAAACUCUUGCCUGAGAAAGAUAUCUACAUGUACAAAGGAGACAGAGCCUUUUGUAGUGUGGAUUGUAGGUGCAAGCACAUUUUAACAGACGAGGAAGAAGCUAUUGAGAAACAGAAAUGUUGUUUGGAUUAG
Molecule: messenger RNA, 330 nt
Organism: Vicia faba (fava bean)
Lineage: Eukaryota; Viridiplantae; Streptophyta; Magnoliopsida; Fabales; Fabaceae
Source: the annotation of a GenBank genome assembly